AUCUUUCCCACAACAACUGACAUCUAGUCAUCAACUCUCCCUUCCAAGAACAACACGUCUACCACCUAGAGUUGUACAGUGCUCCUGUUUCCAGAGAGCACAGGUAUUUAACCACUUGGACGCUUUUCAUCUGCCACGAGAAGUUCCUUACAAGGAUCGCUUGGUGGCUCUUCCUCACUACUUGAACAAGACAACCCCUCAUUCACAUCGGACCACAGCACAGAGCUUGUGGUCGUUUCUAUUCUAAACCGCAAUCAUGGCUUCUAAUGACAAGGGUCUCGAGGAGAUCCCAGAUAACCAGAUCGAAUCCAACUACGAUGAGAUCACCGAUUCUUUCGAUGCUAUGAACCUUCGUGCCGAAUUGCUACGAGGUGUCUACGCUUAUGGUUUCGAGCGCCCGUCUGCUAUCCAGCAGCGCGCUAUCAUGCCAGUUAUCAAGGGUUCCGAUGUCAUUGCCCAGGCUCAAUCCGGAACCGGAAAGACUGCCACCUUCUCGAUCUCUGCUCUCCAGAAGGUCGACACAAACCUCAAGGCCUGCCAGGCUCUCAUUCUUGCUCCUACCCGUGAGCUUGCUCAGCAAAUCCAGAAGGUCGUCGUUGCCAUCGGCGAUUUCAUGAGUGUUGAGUGCCACGCCUGCAUUGGUGGUACCAAUGUCCGCGAAGAUAUAAAGGCCCUCAAUGACGGCCCCCAAGUUGUCGUCGGCACCCCCGGCCGUGUUCACGACAUGAUCCAGCGUCGUGUCCUCAAGACCGAUCAGAUGAAGAUGUUCGUCCUCGACGAGGCUGAUGAAAUGCUUUCUCGUGGAUUCACUGAGCAAAUCUACGACAUUUUCCAAUUUUUGCCUCAGUCCACCCAAGUCGUCCUGCUCUCUGCCACUAUGCCACAGGAUGUGUUGGAUGUAACCACCAAAUUCAUGCGUGACCCAGUCCGCAUCUUGGUCAAGAAGGCCGAACUUACCCUCGAAGGUAUCAAGCAGUUCUACAUUGCCGUCGAGAAGGAGGAAUGGAAACUCGACACUCUUUCCGAUCUCUAUGAGACCGUCACCAUCACUCAAGCUGUCAUCUUCUGCAACACCAGGAGAAAGGUCGACUGGUUGACCGACAAGCUCAUUGCUCGUGACUUCACCGUUUCUGCCAUGCACGGUGAGAUGGAGCAAAACCAGCGUGACGUCAUUAUGAAGGAGUUCCGCUCUGGUUCCUCCCGUGUUUUGAUCGCCACUGACUUGCUUGCCCGUGGUAUCGACGUUCAGCAAGUCUCCUUGGUUAUCAACUAUGAUCUCCCCGCUAACCGCGAGAACUACAUCCAUCGUAUUGGUCGUGGUGGUCGUUUCGGUCGUAAGGGUGUCGCUAUCAACUUCGUCACCGCUGAUGAUGUCCGUAUGAUGAGAGAAAUCGAGCAGUUCUACAGCACUCAAAUCGAAGAAAUGCCCAUGAACGUUGCCGAUCUCAUUUAAUUUGAUUAACUUCACUCUCUGUCGUGUCAUCGGUAUACCAAGGCUGUGGAGUUGGAAAGACUUUGUUCAAGCUCACGACACGAGACCCGUUUACGACUUAGGGUUUAAUAAUGGAUGAUAUUGGCAGUGCUUGUUUCUUUAAAAAGUUGUACCGCGGGUUUGUUUAUGGCAUGUAUUUCUUUCUGGGUGCAAUGGCAUGGAAGCUUAUGAGAUAUAUCCUGUACAUCUCUGUCGCUUCGAUGCCAAAUAUUCUCAGGUUUCUCUCAUAUUUGUAUGCACUUUCAGAGGGGCGUCAUUGUCCAAUUUAUUCCCUACAUUCCAGUGUCUCAAAUCUGCAUCUUCCACUUUUAUCUCUUGACUUCGUAAGUCUUCAUCGUUGCCUUGGGUUCUUUCUUAUUUCUUCACUUGGUUAAGCAUGCACACAGCAUACGUGAUCAGGGUGGGAAAAAAAAUAAAGGAUCAUAGGCACAUGCCAAAAUUGCCUGAUAUAUUUUUUUUCUUUUCCUUUUUCAUCUUUUCAUUUGCCCAGUUCCCAUGUUGUCUCACUGUUUUGUUCUGGUCAUGAAUGAUGACGGCACGGGAAAUGAGACGAGGUCCUCCAACCCACUUGCAUACACAAAUGAUGAGUGUGCCCUGGUUCUUCUUAUGGGUGGCGGCGAGGUCUUGUUUUUUUUAACCCUGUGCGCUUGCGAUUUUCCGAGUUUUUGAUAGAUAAGAGUUAAAAAUGCGACGCUGGUUUUUCUUUCACAUAUAA
Messenger RNA from Coccidioides posadasii C735 delta SOWgp, 2207 nucleotides. RefSeq names its product translation initiation factor eIF4A (gene TIF1). NCBI's taxonomy places the organism in Eukaryota, Fungi, Ascomycota, Eurotiomycetes, Onygenales, Onygenaceae. The record is from RefSeq and is a predicted model, not a curated record. Gene Ontology annotation, molecular function: ATP binding; RNA binding; RNA helicase activity.